CUUCCGGGUGGGGCCCCGGGCAGAGGCGAUGGCGCCCUGGGCGCUCCUCAGGCCUGGGGUCCUGGUGCGGACCGGGCACACCGUGCUGACCUGGGGGAUCACGCUGGUGCUCUUCCUGCAUGAUACCGCACUGCGGCAGUGGGAAGAGCAGGGGGAGCUGCUCCUGCCCCUCACCUUCCUGCUCUUGGUACUGGGCUCCCUGCUGCUUUACCUGGCUGUGUCACUCAUGGACCCGGGAUACGUGAAUGUCCUGCUCCAGCCCCAGGAGGAGGCCAAGGAAGAGCAGACAGCCAUGGUUCCUCAGGCCAUCCCCCUUCGGCGCUGCAGAUACUGCAUGGUGCUGCAACCCCUGCGGGCCCGUCACUGCCGUGAGUGCCGUCGUUGUGUCCGCCGAUAUGACCACCACUGCCCCUGGAUGGAGAACUGCGUGGGGGAGCGCAAUCACCCACUCUUCGUGGCCUACCUGGCGCUGCAGCUGGUGGUGCUUCUGUGGGGCCUGUACCUGGCAUGGUCUGGCCUCCGCUUCUUCCGGCCUUGGGGGCUCUGGCUGCGGUCCAGUGGGCUCCUGUUUGCCACCUUCCUGCUGCUGUCGCUCUUCUCCCUAGUGGCCAGCCUGCUCUUGGCCUCGCACCUCUACCUGGUGGCCAGCAACACCACCACCUGGGAGUUCAUCUCCUCACACCGCAUCGCCUACCUCCGCCAGCGCCCCGGCAACCCCUUCGACCGCGGCCUGACCCGCAACCUGGCCCACUUCUUCUGUGGAUGGCCCUCGGGGUCCUGGGAGACCCUCUGGGCUGAGGAGGAGGAAGGCAGUAGCCAGGAUGUUUAGGGUUGCUAGAGGCCGGGCCACCAUCUUGUGCCUGAAAACCAGAGGGGCUGCACCCGGGGUCGUCAGCCCUCCGAGGGCCUGGGGCUCCUCACUCCUGCCCACUCCUCCCAGGCCUCAGAGUGGAGCUGAAGGACAGAACCCUGCCUCAAAGGCAGAAGAGGAGGAAGAGGACCCAUGGUGGGGCUCGGGCACAAAGGACCUGGGCUGCGGAGACUUCCACCCUCCCUGCCCCCCAAGCCAGGCUGCGUCCAAUGCACAGUUUUGUAAAUUUAAUAAUUCAUAAAGCAAGUCAAGUAUUCAAAAAACAAA
Molecule: messenger RNA, 1138 nt
Organism: Balaenoptera musculus (blue whale)
Lineage: Eukaryota; Metazoa; Chordata; Mammalia; Artiodactyla; Balaenopteridae
Gene: ZDHHC12
Product: zinc finger DHHC-type palmitoyltransferase 12
Exons: 5
Coding region: 29-829 (266 amino acids)
Biological process (GO): peptidyl-L-cysteine S-palmitoylation; protein targeting to membrane
Cellular component (GO): Golgi apparatus; endoplasmic reticulum
Molecular function (GO): protein-cysteine S-palmitoyltransferase activity
Source: RefSeq, a predicted model, not a curated record